Ipomoea triloba (trilobed morning glory) is the source of this 684-nucleotide messenger RNA. Its product is annotated as alpha/beta hydrolase domain-containing protein 17B-like. The transcript is spliced from 3 exons. The coding region runs from base 1 to 684 and encodes 227 amino acids. Lineage: Eukaryota; Viridiplantae; Streptophyta; Magnoliopsida; Solanales; Convolvulaceae. Gene Ontology annotation, cellular component: nucleus. The record is from RefSeq and is a predicted model, not a curated record. Gene Ontology annotation, biological process: regulation of flower development; regulation of photoperiodism, flowering.
AUGGCGUGUUUGAUUUCUCAGCUGGCGGCGAAGUUGGCCUUCUUUCCGCCGUCGCCGGCGACGUACCAAGUGAAGACGCGCGACGACGGGCGCGUGGUGGCCGUGUCCGCCACCUCGGCGGCGACCAUUUCCGGCGCCGCCGAUGACCCUUCUCUGGAUGUGCUCUUGCUGGACACUAAGAGGGGUAACAAGAUCGUAGUUUUUUUCCUGAAGAACCCUUAUGCUAAGCUUACUGUGCUAUAUUCUCAUGGCAAUGCUGCUGAUCUGGGCCAGAUUUAUGACUUAGACCAAGGCUUCAAGGCGGUGUCAGCCACCGUGUUCUACAGCGCCGAAGCGGCCUUCCGCUGCCUGUCGUGUGAUGCCAAGAUCCACGCCACCAACAAGCUCGCAUCACGCCACGCACGCGUCUGGGGGGAUGCUGCUGCUCUCUGUGUCGCCUGGGAUCGCGACAUCUACUCCGUGAACCCAGUGGCGCGCCGCCACAACCAACUUCCCGUGGUGCCGUUUUACGACUCCAUCGUCGUCGCAACUAAAUCCUACGGCUUCGACUUCGCUUCCCUGGGCUAUGAAAGUACUUCAGUAACGAGCCCGAUAACUAGAACCCGGAAGAAGCAGAGGAGGAAGCAAAGGCGGCGGCGUAGAUGCUCCCUACUCCAGUCUCCGACCACAAACAGAACCCUAUAA